Molecule: messenger RNA, 1376 nt
Organism: Podarcis muralis (Common wall lizard)
Lineage: Eukaryota; Metazoa; Chordata; Lepidosauria; Squamata; Lacertidae
Source: RefSeq, a predicted model, not a curated record
UCACCAGCUUGGCCCUAUUCAGCCCUCGUCUCCUGCACCUUGAAGCGAUGAACUGAAGCUCCAGACAUCAUUUUGACCUACUGGCAUUCCCUGCAAUGGUUCAAAGCCACAAUCCUGGUCCCUCCUCAGAGGCAAAGGGGGAAGAGAGAUCACGGGCAUCGAAAGGGAAUGUGCCUUCAAAAACAUUUCUUGUGAACUCCUGCACAGUCCAGAGGUGCCUCUUGUUCCUGGGAUCCUUUGGCUUGCUGAUUGGAACAACCAUUGGGGUUUGGUUUCUGGUGAAACAACUGCAGAAGCCCCUUCCCCUUCAGGGGUCGUCCCCCCUCCAGGACCCAGAGGCUGCUCUAACAAGGUGCAGGGAAACGAUGGAAGAAGGGGAGAAGGACCAAGACACCCUCGCUGGAGACGCCGGGAGCAAAAAAGUAUUUUUCAGAAUAAACAGAAACAACUUCUUAUUGGAAGUGCAGGCUGAGGGUCAGUCCAACUGGUUUCUGGUAUGCCAUGAAAACUGGGAUGUCUCCCUGGGGAUGCAAAUCUGCAGGUGGUUGGGUCACGCCCGGCUCACCCACCACAAAGGGGUAAACCUAACAGAUGUGAAGCUAAACACCACCCAAGAGUUUGCUCAGAUUUUGCCCAACUGGAAACGAAACAUCAAGGAUAAGUGGCAAAUGAGGAGUAGAUGCCCUUCGGGUCGGAUUGUGGCCCUCAAAUGUUCUGAGUGUGGCUCCAAGGCUCCACAGACAAUGGAGAGAAAGGACCCAUCUCCGGGGCACUGGCCAUGGCAGGUCACCCUUUAUCACGAGGCCAACCAUUUCUGUGCAGGCUCUAUGGUGUCGGAGGAGUGGAUUGUCACAGCUGCUCACUGCAUGCACAAGCUUUCCGGCUGGGUGGCCUUUGCUGGGCUUGAAGACCACACCAGUGUCAAAGAGCAGGUGGAAGCGGCAGUGGAGAAGGCGGUUCCCCACCCCAACUACAGCAGCAGGAGCCCCGACUAUGACAUUGCAAUGUUGAAACUGAAGGAGCCUCUGCGUUUCUCAGGUGAGCCGUGCCAGCAGCCGGUGACGUUGGGCCAUUUACCCAUAACAAAGGAUCCAGAUUUGCAAAGGGAGCUUUAUACAGUGGCUAAAGGUGGGAACUGGAACUCUUACGCCAGGGCUCGGCAAGGCUUACGGGGCAUGGGCCAGAUCACUCCCGCGGAGAUCCUCUGUGGGCUGGACCGGUGCAGCGAGAUGCUGGAAAUCGUAUCUGUGCACAUCCAAAGCAAAUUCUGGAGCUGCGGAAGAGAGUCCCCACGCCGCACUGCGCCGGCUCAGCGCAGCAUGCAGGGACUCGCCGAGCAAGCAGCUCGGUUUGGGGGCAGCUCGUGGGCCAGUUAA